Messenger RNA from Tachyglossus aculeatus (Australian echidna), 2333 nucleotides. It is a transcript of the gene PIM1, whose product is annotated as Pim-1 proto-oncogene, serine/threonine kinase. Gene Ontology annotation, biological process: negative regulation of apoptotic process; protein autophosphorylation. Bases 1 to 1053 code for a protein of 350 amino acids. The transcript is spliced from 5 exons. The record is from RefSeq and is a predicted model, not a curated record. Gene Ontology annotation, cellular component: cytoplasm. Gene Ontology annotation, molecular function: ATP binding; protein serine/threonine kinase activity. NCBI's taxonomy places the organism in Eukaryota, Metazoa, Chordata, Mammalia, Monotremata, Tachyglossidae.
AUGCUGCUGUCCAAGAUCAACUCCCUGGCUCAGCUGUGCUCCGGGCCCGGCGGGGAGCUGCACCCCAGCAAGCCUCCCCCCGGGGAACCCGGGGACCUCGACGGCAGCCCGGGGCCCUGCCCCCCGCCCCUCCGGCCCGCCCGGGUGCUGGGGGUCCGGGCCGCCCUGGACCUGCUGGCCGCCCACCCCCAGGGCAAGGACAAGGAGCCCCUGGACAAGCUGUACCAAGUGGGCCCGUUGCUGGGCAGCGGCGGCUUCGGCUCCGUCUACUCCGGGACCCGCCUGGCCGACGGGGCCCCGGUUGCCAUCAAGCAUGUGGGCCGCUCCCGGAUCUCCGACUGGGGCGAGCUGCCCAACGGGAGCCGCGUGCCCAUGGAAAUCAUCCUCCUGAAGAAGGUGGGCUCGGGCUUCCAGGGCGUCAUCCGGCUGCUGGACUGGUACGAGCGGUCGGACAGCUUCAUCCUGAUCCUGGAGCGCCCGGAUCCCGUGCAGGAUCUGUUCGACUUCAUCACCGAGCGGGGGGCCUUGCCCGAGGAGUUGGCACGGAGCUUCUUCUGCCAGGUCCUGGAGGCCGUGCGGCACUGCCACAGCUGCGGGGUCCUCCACCGGGACAUCAAGGAUGAGAAUAUCCUCAUCGACCUCCAAAGCGGGGAGCUCAAGCUGAUUGACUUUGGUUCCGGGGCCCUCCUCAAGGACACUGUGUACACUGACUUUGAUGGGACCCGGGUGUACAGCCCUCCCGAGUGGAUCCGGUACCACCGGUACCAUGGCCGGUCGGCUGCCGUCUGGUCGCUGGGCGUCUUGCUGUACGACAUGGUCUGCGGUGACAUUCCCUUUGAGCGAGAUGAAGAAAUCAUCCGGGCCCAGGUGUGUUUCCGGCAGAGGAUCUCCGCAGAGUGUCAGGACCUCAUUAAGUGGUGUUUGUCGCUGAGACCAUCAGACCGGCCCUCCUUCGAAGACAUCCUCAACCAUUCGUGGAUGCGAGAUGCCCUCCUGCCCCAAGAGACAGCUGAGAUUCACCUGCACAGCCUGGUUUCCGUGUCCAGCAAAUAGCGGCUCCCUUUCCCAACUCCCUUCCCCAGCCCCCGUCCCGUCUAAUGGCUGCACUGAGGGGAGGGGGGAUAUCUCCCCGGACCCUGCCUGCCAAUCCUCCCCCGCUCCCCGCCCCGCCUCCACAAAAAACCCCCCAAAAAACCGACACUUCCCAAGCAGGGAAGGUUCGCCAUUCCAAGCCCAGGCUCUGUGGAGAGAAUCCCUCAAGACCCUGGACCUCAACCCUGUGAACCUUCUUCCUGGGGGUGGCCGGCGUUGCCUGCCGUCCCCACUCCCACAUCCCUCCUCCCCCACAUUCCCCCCCGAACCCCCGUUGUUCCUGACCUGCUGAAUCCUGAAGCACCGACUUCCAGGGGACCAGAGCCAUGACGUGAACACAGAUUGCGGAAGGGGGUUCUCGGGGGUGGACGUAGUCAUGGAAAGAAACUGACUUCAAUAGCUGUGUAUUUAUUCACUCACUUCUUUCAACUCUUGAGUGCCUUCUGGGGGUGACUCAGGCCGGGCUGGGAGAAAAACUUGAACUCUUGUCCCUGCUGCUUCUCCCUGGGUCGCCUGGGUUCGUUUUGUUUGUCUUUCAUUCUCCGAAAGGAAGGCGGCGUGGAAGAGGCCGAGGGGCCAGGCCGCGGACCACCUGCCCGUAUUUGCCUCCUCAACUAAAACCGUAGCGUGAAUUUGUGCUUCCUCUUUGGUUGCUUACUGUUUCAAAGCCAAGACCUCCUCACAAAUGCACAAAACAAUGCAACUCAAAACUGUAAAUUUGUGUACAGCGGCGAAGUAGUGUACAAAGGGUAGUCAUCAAAUGUUCUGGGUUUUGUUUUUUUUUUUUUUUUUGGAUUUGCUUUAAGUUAUUACUUUUUUUUUUUUUUUUUUAAAGCAUCCUAACCUGGAGGUUAGUGUUUGUAUUUAUUUAUUUAUUUGGGUUUCUGGCCUGCUCCAUGCUUCCGCAGCUGCGGCCCUGGUUUUUCUUCCUCUCCCCGUCACCCACAACCUCAGGACUCCACGCAGGGCUGCACGUGCUCCGUGUUUGUGUGUCUCGGCGCCGUGUGGAGCGGCACGGCUCGUACCUGCCCACACGUGUCCAACUCCUCUGACCGGAGAGGGCUGUCGCUUAACCGUCGAAGGGUUUUGGGCGCGUUUCAGGUUCCCCCGAUGUUCGGCUGCGUGGGAGCGGCAUGCAGCCCACUGCUUUUCUCGACUGUAAUACUUAACUGUACAGGGGAAUUCAGAAGAUCCUAUUUUUUUUAUACAUGCUGUUUUAAAUAAAAACCUUUUUGUUUUAA